AUGGAAGCCUACAGAGCAAACAAGAGUUGGAAAGAACCGUGGCUUUAUCGUCAAGAAUUCUUCCUAGAUCCAGACCACAGGAAGCACUACCUACUCGAAACAAACGGCAUCACUUCAAAAGCCGACAUAUUUUUUAAUGGAUGGCAGAUCGCAAACAAGGAAUUCCAGUCAGGCUCCUAUGGUGGCCAUGCAUACGACAUCACACCAAUGGCGUCAGAUAUCAAUGCGCUACUAAUCAGAGUUCACCCCACCGACUAUAAUCACGAUUUGGCCCAGGGAUUUAAUGACUGGAACCCUGCUCCACCAGAUCAUGGCUCUGGUGUUUGGAGAGAUGUUAAUGUCAAACAGACAGGGCCGGCGGCAUUGGGACCUCUCAGCGUCACGACAGAGUUCAAGACAUCUGGUACUUUAGCCCGAGUGUCUGUCCGAGCACUUGCCCGCAAUCUUGAGAAACACACAAUAGAGGUCCUCCCAAUGGCCAGUGUUUUCAGGUCUGGAUCUGAAUCCAGCACGACCGAAGGCAUCUCUCAGGUCGGUACCUCGUCGAUACAUGUCGAUCAAGAGCGACCCUCGAGAAACACUACGACAGGAGAAAAGAAUGGUCCGAGUGCAAGAGAAACUUCUUCUCGGACCAUAUCUUUGGCCCCAUUUGCUUCGAAAGAGCUAAAAAUAGAUCUUGAUAUACCAUUUACGGAAGCAGACAUUUGGUGGCCCAGGCAAUGGGGAGCUCAGCCACUUUUCGCGGCUCAUCUGAGCGUGUCAGUUGAGAACAUAACCUCUGAUCGGCGCAACAGCACAUUCGGAUUUCGCAAGGUCACCUCGCGCCUCAACAAUUACAACGACAGAGUGUUUGAGGUAAACGGCUUUCCCUUUCAAGUGAUUGGCGCAGGGUAUGCACCUGAUAUUUUUCUUCGGUGGGACUCCUCGCGCUUCACAAGUAUUGCCGAGUAUAUUCUUGAUAUUGGGUUGAAUACUAUUCGUCUUGAAGGGAAUAUGGAGCAUCCUGAGCUGUAUGAUAUAUGCGAUCGCCUGGGAAUUAUGAUUCUUCCAGGCUGGGAAUGCUGUGACAAAUGGGAAGCAUGGAGCUAUACCGAGGAGGAAGGACUAUCAGAUUCUCUCUGGGGCCCGAAUGACUAUAUCACAGCGAACGCCAGCAUGAGACAUGAGGCAGAGAUGAUGCAGACUCACCCAGCUGUGCUUGGAUUCCUGAUUGGAAGCGACUUAUGGCCCAACAAAAGAGCCACGUCCAUCUACUUGGACGCGUUGUAUGACUGCCAUUGGGAAACCCCCAUCCUCGCUGCCGCUUCAAAGCGGGGACACCCAAGGGGCCUCGAUCCCUCAGGUCUCAAAAUGGAGGGCCCCUAUAGUUGGGUCCCUCCAAAUUACUGGUACGAAAAUCGGUUGGGCGCAGCAUUUGGCUUCGGCUCCGAACUGGGUUCAGGAGUUGGCACACCAGAACUUCAAAGUUUAUCGCAAUUUCUCGACUGGCCUGGAAUCAAUGACCUCUGGCGGAGACCCAGCAAGGAUCUUUACCACAUGUCGCCUGCAGAUUCGUUCUCAAGCAGAAAAAUCUACAACAAGGCCCUUUGGCGUCGAUUUGGCGCACCGAGAGGAUUGUCAGAGUACCUCCUCAGCGCUCAGAUGAUGGAUUAUGAGGCAACGAGGGCUCAGUUCGAGGCCUACUCUUCGAACUGGUCUGCGAAACGACCUGCAACGGGGUUGAUCUACUGGCUCCUAAACAGUGCUUGGCCCAGUCUUCACUGGGAGCUGUUCGAUUAUUACUUACACCCAGCCGGAUCGUACUUUGGCGCAAAGACAGGGAACCGCUUCGAGCAUGUAGCAUAUGACUAUGUGCACAAGGAAGUGUCCAUAAUCAACCGUUCUGCGAACAAGCAAGGGUCCAGAAUUCUUGAGCUAGAUGUUAUUGAUCUGCACGGCAACCGCGUCUUGAAAAGGACGGUACAGCUUUUCACGACACCCAAUUCCAGCAGAAGACUCUUCAAGAUCAAGGAGUUAAAACAUAUACGGGAUAUGGUGCUCCUCCGUCUGGUUCUUAAAAAUGGCAGCGACAACAAACUGCUAAGUCGGAACGUGUACUACACGCCGGUCGAGAAAUACGCCGACUACACUGCCUUAAAUGGAAUUCUCCCAGCUAAUGUGUCAAUCUCAGCGGCAAUGGACAGAACCAACAUGCGCUGA
Messenger RNA from Diaporthe amygdali, 2199 nucleotides. Its product is annotated as exo-beta-D-glucosaminidase. The record is from RefSeq and is a predicted model, not a curated record. Lineage: Eukaryota; Fungi; Ascomycota; Sordariomycetes; Diaporthales; Diaporthaceae. Bases 1 to 2199 code for a protein of 732 amino acids. Gene Ontology annotation, molecular function: hydrolase activity, hydrolyzing O-glycosyl compounds. The transcript is spliced from 2 exons.